AUGCCAUCAACAUCUGUGUCACCUCAUCUGAGCUGUCAGGCUGCUCCCAACCCCUCCCCACCACCACCACCACCACCGCCACCACCACCCCCAGCCUAUCAGUUGCAGGACAGUGCUAUUGAUGUAAUAGAAUCCAAAUUUGGUGAUAUAAAGUCUCAAACUGCUGAUAGUAUAAAGUCUGUAGUUGGAGAUUUAAAAGCUCAACUUGUUGGUAAAACAUUUGAAGUGUCUAGCAAGUUUGAUAAUAUGGCAUUAACAUCUGAUGAAGUAAUAAAGGUGAAUAAUUCUAAUGAGAAAAAUCAGGAAAGUGAUCUAAGGGAGGAUAAAUCAGAUUGUGAGAACAUUGAAGCAGAAUUGGAAAGUAAUGAAAAAACACAAGAAAUCUGUGAAGAAUUAGAUCACAUUGAGGACGAAGUAACUGAAUUUAAUUUUAGUACUGAGGGUGAUAUUAAAGUUAUAAAAAGCUAUUCAGAAAUCGAAGAUGUAGCAGAGGAAGCAGGUGUGAAAUUGACUGCUACUCUGAAACGCAGCACAGCUGUUGAUAAGGAUGCUGCAUCAAUGGAGAUGCUGUUAACAAUCGUGGCACAAAAAAGACAUGAGAUGAAUGGCAACAAUGGCAGCUCUGGUUGA
Molecule: messenger RNA, 630 nt
Organism: Schistocerca americana (American grasshopper)
Lineage: Eukaryota; Metazoa; Arthropoda; Insecta; Orthoptera; Acrididae
Product: mitochondrial fission regulator 1-like
Exons: 3
Coding region: 1-630 (209 amino acids)
Source: RefSeq, a predicted model, not a curated record